This is a messenger RNA of Spodoptera litura, 3561 nucleotides long. It is a transcript of the gene p130CAS, whose product is annotated as Serine_rich_CAS and FAT-like_CAS_C domain-containing protein p130CAS. Lineage: Eukaryota; Metazoa; Arthropoda; Insecta; Lepidoptera; Noctuidae. Gene Ontology annotation, cellular component: plasma membrane; cytoplasm. Gene Ontology annotation, biological process: cell surface receptor protein tyrosine kinase signaling pathway; cell migration. Gene Ontology annotation, molecular function: protein binding. The record is from RefSeq and is a predicted model, not a curated record.
GUGGCGGCGCGCCAGUCGCACACUCGCGCCUCACGGGGUGGCUGCUAGUCCGGUGCGUGAAUUUUAUCGCGCUUUUUAAACGCUUGCGUAUUCAGAUUAUACAUAUGCAUCGAAUUUGUUAGAAGUAUUUAUAAGUGAUACUUUUUAUGAACGAGGAUUUGCUCGUGAUGUGUGAAAUUGUCUUCGGAAUACCUCAGAGCUGAGGUGCUGGAGUCCUGUAAAGUCGUGGAAAAUCGCGUUAUCGGGAAAGUGUUUUUCUUGUUUGUGGUGAGCGUCGGUGGGAGCCGACGAGCGGGCGCGCGGCCCGUAGUGGCGGGUCGGUGGAUGGUGCGGCGCGGGCGGGCGCCGGGGCGCGGCCGGCGGCGCCGCUAGCAAAAUGUCGAUACCCCUGGGCCGGGAGACGGUACUCCCCACGCAGUGUAUGGCGCGAGCGUUGUACGACAACAUAGCGGAGUCGCCGGACGAGCUGGCUUUCCGUCGCGGCGACCUGCUCACCGUGCUGGAGCAGAACACCGGAGGCAGCGAGGGCUGGUGGCUGUGCUCACUUAGAGGGAGACAGGGAAUAUGUCCCGGCAACAGACUAAGGAUAGUAGCAGGAGUAUUCGACGCGAGUGGUGCGAUGCAGCGGCGGCGGGCGCGGGCGCCAGCACCCGUAGCUCACCAGCCCAUGCCUACGCAGCAGUCACCUGCUUUUACAAAAAUCGAAGAAUGCUCUCACUAUGACGUUCCUCGUGCACCUAUGCCAGUGCAGCGCAUCGGCAUGUACGACUCCCCGAGACCCCUAGUAGACUGGUACGACGCGCCGCGAGCCCCCCGGCCGGCCAGUGCAGACUCCGCGUGUAGUGGCACCGGCUCCCUAGCCUCUGCUACCUCCAGUGCUUCAGCAAACUCUGGGAGCUCUGUACAUUCCGCUGCUUCAGCCUCAAGCACUUAUGAUGUUCCUCGAUCACGAGCACUACCUUUGCCCUGUGACGCUGCACUUGAAGCUCUCGACAGAUUACAGGAGGAGGCGUCAGCUGCAGUAUCCCGCCUGUUAUCGUACGUGUCGCCGGGGUGGCGGCGGCGCGGCGCGCUGCGGGCGCGCGUGCUGGACGUGCGCGUGGCGGGCGCGAGGCUGCGGGCCGCGCUGCACGACCUCGCAGUCUUCGCAGAUGCCACGCUCGCCAAUGCACAUGAUGCACAAGAUAAAGGUAUCGCAGUAAAGCUACGUCCUUUAGUGAAAGCAUUGAAGGAUGCAGAACGCAUAACGCACGAAGCGACGAGCGCGCUGGACGCAGGAGACUGGGCACCCGAGAGACUGGAGAGAGACAGAGAGCCUACGGACGGGACUGAAGACGCACUGGAUCAGUUAGUGUCGUGUGCGCGGUCCCUAACUGAGGAUGUGAGAAGAGCAGCUUCAUUUAUCAACGGCAAUGCAUCGCUGUUGUUUAGGCGAUCACCGGCUGUACCUGUACCAGAACAUGAGUGGACGGAGGAGUAUGACUACGUAAGACUGGAGUCUCGCUCGGCGGUAGGCCGGCGUAACGCAGAGAUCAGGGCUGCACUGCCGGACAAACUUAGGGCUUCCUUCGACGCGCUUGUUCGAGAUGCUGACCAUGCGGGCGAGGUGAGCGCAGUGGCAGCCGCCACCAGACUGCCCGCGGACGACCGCCAGUUGGCCGCGUUCUACGCCGCGCAGGCCGCCACCUACGGCGCGCACCUCGCCACCGCCGUGGAGGCCUUCCUCCGCACGAUAGACAUGGGGCAGCCGCCCGACGUGUUCCUAGCACACGGCAAGUUCGUCGUGCUCAGUGCGCAUCGGAUCGUGCACGUCGGCGACACAGUACACAGGAGUGCCCGCCACGCUGGACUGAAGACCCAAGCACUGAGAUGUUCGGAUGCAUUGUCGGAUGCGCUGGCAGCGACGGUGGCUAAGACCAAGGCAGCCGCGCAACAGUUCCCGUGCGCGGGCGCAGUGGCCGACAUGGCGGAGGCGGCGCGGGCGCUGGCAGCGCGCGCGGCCGAGUUGCGGCGCGUACUGGUGCGGGCGGCGGACCCCCCCGCGCCGCCCCCGCACUCGCCCGCGCCCUCGCACUCCCCCGCCACGCCCGUGCCACCCUCAGCGCCCCAUACGCCGCUCACGCCACUCACGCCGCUAGCCUCGCCGCCCACGCUGCAGAUAUAAACCCUCGGUGGUGACCUCAGUAUGUGUGGCUCGACGCCGAAUAAUCUUACCUGUAACCACGGGUAAGCAGGAGGACCAUUUCGGGCUGGAAGCUAUCCGUCAGUCCCGAUCCUCACGCCCCCAGGAAGGUGAUGAGACUGAAGACCUUGCGCUGGUCGUGGUUCUGUUCGUACCUCGCCUGCGGGGCGUUUCUUGUAGAUACGCUAGGCCUGGCGUCCGCUUAGCCACGAAGCAGUUCGGGUGGAGUGGACGCCCUCGUGGCACCCCCUAUGAGUAGCAUUACCAAAGAAGCUGAGACGGGCCUGAAGCCUGUCCACCUAGACUGCCGGAACGUUGACGAGAAAAUUGCAGUAAAUUCUAUUUAAAUGUUAGUAUUUAUACUUUUAUGAUAAAUCGAAGGCUGCUACUAGGACUUUUUGUUUGUGAAGCGUUUCGCCGAGGACUAGCAGGGCGAGUUAAAAGUUGCUGGAUGCUCAUAUUGCCGUAGUGAGUUGAGUUGUCCGUCCAGUUUUAUACAAUUUUGCAACAGAACCAUAUUCGUAGAACGAGUUAGUGAAAUUGUAAAGUGAGGCAUUUGCCAAAAUGAAACGAGACGUUUUAAUUUAUACGAGUUAUAGGUGUACUACUUAAAACUUAUGAAAAUGAUGAUGCACCGAAUGCAAGUGAAUAAUAUUAUCGUAUGUGCUCAUACGCUUGUGCUAAAUGAAACGCUGUUGCGAUGUCUCAUCGCUUUCUUGCUGAUUCACGAUGUAAUUAUGCGAGCACAGUUGUGCGCCUAAAGUAAUAAAUGGAUGUGCUACAAUUUGUGGUCAUGUUAACAACACCUAUUGAGAUAAUUGAAUUGGGCCAGAAAUGUAGAACUGUGGAUGCCUUUUGCCUAUCUCGUGUGGCGAUAGCCGUAAUAGUGAGGGUCGUCGCAUAAAUGAAUUUAACAGUGACAAUAUUCUUUUACUAUUUACAACUAAACAAUUGUUUGAAUGUUCCUUGCAAAUGGCUCAAAGUUAACAAAGUAUGAUUGUGUGUAACAUUCGUGCGGAGGUCAGGUCUGAAGGGAAUAUGUUCGUUAGCCGCUAGACUGACUCGACAGCUCAAUUAUAAUAAAUUAUGUUAAAGCUCACCUUUAUAUACUUGUGGCUUGUCAUUACUUACCUACUUACCGCAAUAGCGUUACUGUAUGUACGUACCUACGUUUUGUACUUUAUACAUAUGACUCUAGUAGAUAGACGUAGGGAUAUAUCAAUGUAAAAAGCAUGUUGUAUAUUAGCGAUGUGUAAUAUAUUUUAGACGUUGUAGUUUAGUUAGGUAUAGAUGAAAUUGUACAAAUGCAUAUUAAUAAUUUUAAUAUUGAAUUAUAAUUUAAUCAUCUUGUAAAACGCAAUCAAGUAAAAUAUACAAAA